CCGGUAGAUUUCGAGCUCCCCUUCUCCCCUUGGCCCGUUUGCAUGAAUUGUUCGUCUCCCAAAAUGGUUUGCGAGACCAAGAUAGUGGCGGAGGAUCACGACUCGCUCUCAGCCGCCAAGAAGGAGACCAUCAUUGUUUCCUCCGCGCAGAUGUGGCCUCCUGUCGCGGGCUCACCACCCGCUUCGCCCAGCGCGCCGCCGGCGGGCGGAGGGGAGAAGACGGCGGGCGUCUCCAUCCGGGAGUUCCACCCUUCGGAAGAAGAGGCGGCGCGGCGCAUUUUCUACGAGGGCAUCCUGGAGAGGAUCCCCAACACGGCCUUCCGCGGGUUGAAAGACCAGCCCUUGACGCAGCUGCUUUACGGGGCAAUGGCGGUAAUAUGCUUUGUUGUGACCAAGUCCUUGCUGAUGACCUGCUGUUUGCCCAUCUUUCUAAUGGGCAUGAGGUACUACUUCAGUAGAAAAGUUAUCCUCAGCUAUCUUGAAUGCGCCCUGAAUACGGACAUGUCUGAUAUUGAGCAAUAUUACAUGAAAUCCCCAGGUUCCUGUUUCUGGGUGGCAGUGUUAAACGGCAACGUGGUGGGCAUCGUAGCAGCCAGAGGCAACGAGGAAGACAACACGGUGGAGCUGCGUCGCAUGUCUGUGGACUCUAAAUACCGUGGUAAAGGGAUCGCUAAGGCUCUGGGCCGCAAGGUGCUGGAGUUUGCCAUGGUCAAUAACUAUUCCUCUGUUGUGCUGGGAACCACCGCGGUGAAAGUGGCAGCCCACAAGUUGUAUGAGUCGUUAGGAUUCAAGCAUGUUGGGGUGGUUGAACACUAUUCUCUGCCUGGAAUGACACAUUCUAUUCUAGAGCAAAUAUUUUUCCAGCUUCGCUACCACCGCUACUGCCUGCAGCUGCGGGAAGAAUGAGAAAGCGUCACCUUCAUUGUGUUCCUCCCCAGAACCUUCCUUGCCAAUGUUUUGUGGGGGUUUAUGUCAUGGUUGAUUUGCCAUUUCUUCAUUUCAUUUUCUUCAUUGGCUUUGUACAAUUCCUUGUACAAGCAAAGGGCCCUUCUUUUCUGAAAUGCUUGUAGGGUGAUGGCGCUAACGCUGGAGGUACAGUGGACUGCCCUUGGCCUUGCGUGGAUCAAGGUCGGGAUGGACACUAUCGCUCUCCCAGUCUUACCCAGGUUGCCUACAUAAGCACAGAAAUAUUAAUGCAUAACAACGCUGCUUGUCUGAUGUGUGUUUAAUAAUAAUAAUAAUAAUAAUAAUAUCCUCCCCCCUCAAGUAUUAAAAAAGCGAUACUUCAUGAUACAGCUAAGUGCAAACAUUUUAUGUGAAUGCAUUUCUCAGUAUUUUAUGAAGUAGUAUGCAUUCAUGUUUUCAUGAUAUAAUAACGGUUAAUAAUGCUGAAAGAAAAUGUGAAAAACCUGCUUGCUAUAAUGCAUGAAGAGGAAGUAUUUGCAUGCAUUCAAACACACUACCAAGUAGGCUCUAAUAAUGCACUUUUGGAUGUACCUCCUUGUGCCCAAAUUCUCAAGAAUAUUGGAGCAUCUCACACCUAGGACUCGUUCCUUUAUCCUCAUUUUCUUCUUAAGCCAGCAAAUAUGAACCCUGAGCCCAAUGUAACAUAUGUAAAUUACUGAAAUAUCAAAUAUGCGAAUGUAGAUAGACUUUGAGGUCCUCUGCCAGAUAUCUCCAUACACAGUGUAAUUUUUCCUUUAUUGAGUAGUUUUGCUUUAGUUUUAUUUUUGCUUUCAUGAUUCUAACUCUCGCUUUUGUGGACCGGUUUCACAGAGGCAAAAUGGAGACUUCUGUUUCUAUGGCAACACACCUGUACGCUAAUAUGUGCACCAAAUCUAAACGCUUCAGAAAAGCAAUAUGCAAAAGACAGAUAACUGGAGUUGCCAGUUCGGCUGAAGGUGGCUAGAAAAGCAAAGAUACUAUUUUAAUCAGUUGCUACUUGCUAGUGGGAUAAAUAUAGAAGAGCUGCCAUGCGAAGUCACUGCUGCUUUAACAAUGUCACAUUUGUGAAUUGUACAGCUCCGUGCAAAAAGCAAUGCAAUGCAACAGAGAUAUGGCAUGUUGUCUGGAAUCCAGCACUAAAACACCUAAGGUUGCAGCUUCUUCUGCCUUGAAAAUACCAAUGUUCUCAUUUAUUUCAAGAAAGCAACUUUGCAUUCAUGAUAUCUGAAUAGAAAUCAGGCAGCCUUUUGUUUUCAAAUGCAAUAUGUCAGAAAUGCUCAGAACAUUUCUGGUUGCACUUAGUUGAGGGGGGAGCUGAAGGAUUUGGCUUUUUAAAAAACGCUCUCAUUUAACAUUUCCUCAUGUUGAAAACGUUACGAUAGAAAUUAGGCAACCCGUUGGGAGGGCUAAGGUUUCAGAGAUGAAGAAAGCUGGGGAAGAACGAGAGCAGAAACACCGCCAUCGAGCCAAUCCUUUUGUAUGGCACCUGGGUGGUCAUAACUUUUGACGCUGGAGGACAAAAGCUGCAUUUCUAUUCAGUGAUAUGGAGACCCUCUGUACUUUGCUUCGGUAUCAAAAUGGGGAAUGGGUGGAAAAAUGGCAAAGGCCACACUGAGGACACAAAGGCUGCCCGGGACUGUCCUCAUCUCAGGCCCGUGUGAGGAGUUCCCCAUUGGUGUGCUUCCUGAGGACCAGCGGUUUCUUCAUCCUCAUCCAGGGAGAGCACUGAUAAAGGGAGUGGGAUUUCCAAGAUGCUCCAGUUCCAAGCACAGAGCAACUUGGACCAUGACGACUUUCAGGCUAAUAAUAAGGUUAUGACCAAAUAAAGUGAGAAGAAUGGGUCACAAGAGUAAAACAUGGUUUUCUGCUUCAACAGUGAAUGCCUUCCUGCCUCAGACAGUGCCAUGAUCUAAAAAUGGCAAGAUCAAACUGUGCCCCAGCAAUAAAACACUGGAUCAGUACUAUAGACUGAUUUGAUUAACAGAAUGUACUUAUUGGAACUGAGUGUGUGUCGAUGUAGAAUGUAUUUUUUUUAAAGAGAAAUUCUAUGCUGUACAUUUCUCUUGAAGCUCAAAUGUGUACUGUGGGAAAAAUGUAGGAUAGAGGUGUAAAGUGUACAGAAAUUGGUACAAUAUUUUAUAGCUGUUUUUGGUGAUUACAUUAAACUGCGUAGCCCAGACGAAUAUUAUAAAGUGUUAGGAAAAAAGGGAAAGGAAAGAACUGCUUGUGCCUUUUAAUUUUUCCUUUGUGUUCUUGUGUUAUCCUUGCACUAAAUGAUUUCUGGAGAAUUAAUAGUACUAUAUAGCCUAAUUAAUUGGAGAUGAAAGGAUAAGAAUGGUACAUGACCUCUGUGGAAUAUGAUUAAUUUUUAUUGAGGCACUUUAAGAAUGUGGCUGGUUUGAUGCUUGUACCUUUGUAGAUUUCCUAUUCCUAUGAAUAGCUGCGUGACAAAACACCAGAUAUGGAAGUUCUCCUAUAGAAGACCUUGACUGAAUUGUCACUGUAUGAUAACGUUUUUAAGACUGCAUAUGGGAGCAAGCUUUUGAAAAUACACGGGUUUCGAAGUGUUGCUUAUCCUGCUUCUGCUGAAUUCAUUCAUACAAUUAGUUCCAUGCCAAAGGAGGCAAGUUGGCAUCUCUCUCUUGCCCAUCUGGUUGUAUCCUCCUUCCACCUUCUUUAAGCUGUAAUAGCAAAGGGGCUGGCAGAAACAUCCUUCAUCUCUCUUUCUGGGCUUCUCCUGUAAGGUCUGAAACUCAACUUGCUUUUGGACGUAUUAUAUACCCACCAGGGAAGAAGCAUAAAUUCUGCAAUGAAGAAGUUAUGGGAGAAGGAGCUCUGAUUAGUGUAUGUUAAAGACAAGAGGAGAUUUUGAAAGCAGGAAGGGAGACAGCAUGUAGUGUUUCUACACGAAUGGUAAUAGCCUGAAAGUAGAGGUUGGUGAAUGGGAUUGCCUAACAUUCAAAGAGUGGCCAUACUCUUAAUCUAGGAAUAACGGGAAACACAUCUUUCAGCAUAAAUCUAGAAGGAACGAUAUCCU
Python bivittatus (Burmese python) is the source of this 3982-nucleotide messenger RNA. It is a transcript of the gene ASPNAT, whose product is annotated as aspartate N-acetyltransferase. NCBI's taxonomy places the organism in Eukaryota, Metazoa, Chordata, Lepidosauria, Squamata, Pythonidae. The record is from RefSeq and is a predicted model, not a curated record. Gene Ontology annotation, cellular component: mitochondrial membrane. Gene Ontology annotation, molecular function: L-aspartate N-acetyltransferase activity.